Messenger RNA from Paramecium pentaurelia, 2289 nucleotides. Lineage: Eukaryota; Ciliophora; Oligohymenophorea; Peniculida; Parameciidae. The record is from the annotation of a GenBank genome assembly.
AUGUUAUUUGAAUAAUAUAAAGAUUAUGAGUAUGAUCGUAAGAAAAUGGAAUUGGAAAUAGAAUAUCAUACUCCUAAGACUAUUUUUGUUAAAGCUUUUGGAAUUGAACUUCUUUUUAGAGAUGUUUGGCCAUAUUUAAUUGAUGAUGAUAGGAAACUUAAAUUAGUAAUUCUAAAUUUUAUUGUUCAAUAUUGUAAGACAAUGAUACCUAAAUGGAAGACAACUGAAAAUUAUUAUGAGAAUUUUAAUCAUGGAAAUAUUGAAAAACCAAAUGAAGAAUGUUCUCAUACAUUUUAUUUUUUUUAAUAUUUAGAUGAAUGGUCUCUUUGUAUUUAUUCAACAUAACAAAAAACAUUAUAUAGUUAUGUUCUUAGUGAAUCAACAUAAAAGAAAAUUAAAACUAUAUUUACAGAUAAAGGAAUCAAAGUUGAUUAAAGAAUAAAUAUAUAAUAGAGUGUAACUAUUGCUGAAGAAGAUACUAUUGUUAUGGUAAAAUUACUUUAUUAAAUAUGUAAAUAAUAAGAAUUAAUAUUUGAAUUUACUUAAGAAAUGGCUAUUGAAUGGAGAAAGAUGAUUAAAGUAAUAGAUUUAUUCUUGUUCGAAUUACAUAAACAAUAUAAGGAAUAAAUGGAAAUUUAAUAGAACUAAAGUAAAUCAUAAACACAUUCCAAUCCCAAUCUUUCCAUUAAAUAAGAUACUAAAUCUUUAGAAUUCAAUCCUGAUAAAUCCAAAAUUGGAGAAGCUCCUUUAUCUAAUCAAUCACUUAAAUCUAUUAAAUAAUAAGCAUCAUUUGAAAAAUCUCUUAGUGUAUCAAGAGUAGCACAUGGUUAAGUUACUGAUGAAAUGAUUUAAUUAUCAAAAGAAGAAUAUAAUCAUCUUAUUGAAACUUUCAAAUAGUAAGUUAUUUAAGAACUUUAAUAAAUUGAACCUUAACAUCCAACUGUAUUCUUAUAGAAAUAUUUAAAAGGGAAUGGAGAUUUGAUGGUUAAAAAAGAUGAUUAAGGUAAAGAUGAAUUGGUUGUUAAAUUAAAAGGUGAAUAAUUGUAAGUACUUCUACAAUAAUAUGAAAAAUAUUAUUAAUAAUAAAUCAAUAAUAAACAAUUUGAAAAAUAAUAAGAAUAGAUGAAAUAACAAUAUCAAUAAUAUAUACAAUUUCAAUAAUUACUUAAUUAUUAUUAUUAACAUGAUCCUCCUAAAUAUUCUAAAUUAGUUACUGAAUAUUAUAAUAGAUUAAAUGAAUAAACAUUACAAAAAUUGAAACCCCUAUUCCCAUAAAAUAUUUAAUAAUAAGAAUCAUCCUAAAAUAAUAUUAGUUAAUAAUCUCUAAAAGUACCUUAUUCUCCUUAAAUGUAAUCAUUAUCUUAUAGUAAAUCCAGUGAUCGAUACAAUAAACCUAUUAAUCCAUUAAUACAACCUAAUUUCAAUGUUUCUAAAUCAUUUAGUUAAAAUUAAUAACUUCAAAAUAGUAUUAAUUUAUCUAAAUCUAUUGAUCCUCAAUUUAAACCAUCUCCUUAAAAUACAGUUGUAUGUUCAAGAUACAAUAAACAAAUCACUUAUUCAGAAAUAAAUCUAUUAUAAAAUAAAGGAGAAAUGACUGAAAAUUUACUUAAUUUCUAUAUUAGAUAUUUAGAAGAGAAAUAAUCUUCACUAUAGUUAGGAACUUUAAAAUAAUUAAAAUUGAGAGUUUUCUAUCUAUCUACUACUUUCUAUAAGACUUUAAUUAAAGAAUAUAAUAAUCCUGAUAGUAUCUCAUAUCAAUCUGCUUCUGUUUAUACAUCUAAACAUAUUGGCAAAGACAAUACAAUAUUUGAUAAAUUUGAUAUCAUACUUAUACCUAUUGUGAUUGCUUCUGGAUUAGAAACUAUUCUUAUCAAUAUCAAUCUAGCUUAAUAAACAAUUUAUUUUUAUGAUAGCUUAAUUAAUGGUGUUGGAUCAUAAAGUAUGGCAUAAUCACACAUUGCUCAAAAUGGUUUAUUGAAUAAUCCAUUUUUAAUGUGUUGUCUAAGAUUCUUAGAGAUAGAGUAUAAUUAGAAAUUAAUGAAGACCUUAUCAUUAUUGAAAUGGAACAUAGUCUAUUCUCCACAUGAAAAAAUUAUAGAAAACUCAAAAACGAAUACUAUGAUAGCUUUCUUAAUGACACAAAUUUCUAAAGGUAUAUAAGUUGAGAAGACAUUUACAAUAUAGCUUGAUCUGGCUAAAUUUACAUCAAACCUUUUAAAAUUGUUUUCAUAACUUGGUAUUACAUAGAAUAGAAAGAAUGAAUUAAAUUUCGAGAAAAUGGUAUUAUGA